Molecule: messenger RNA, 1536 nt
Organism: Osmerus eperlanus (European smelt)
Lineage: Eukaryota; Metazoa; Chordata; Actinopteri; Osmeriformes; Osmeridae
Gene: surf6
Product: surfeit 6
Exons: 5
Coding region: 305-1417 (370 amino acids)
Biological process (GO): ribosomal small subunit biogenesis; ribosomal large subunit biogenesis
Cellular component (GO): nucleolus
Molecular function (GO): DNA binding; RNA binding
Source: RefSeq, a predicted model, not a curated record
UGACGACCUGUAAACCACGCCCACAUGAUCCUACCCACGUGUGCUUAUUUCAGCGAGGAACUUGUCACGCGUUCUGACUUAUGUUUAUCCUUUGUACAAUUAUGUUGCAGUCAUAAAUCCUGUAUUUUACUAUCGCAGAAUAGGGUACUUAGUUAGAUUUACUCUGAUUUGAGAAAAUUGUCUAUUAUUGUUAGCUUUAAAGCUAGCAUAGUAGUGCACACCAGGUGCAUUAUUUAGCUAGAUACAUAGGUAGCUAGCUACUGUGGUGUUGUCUGGAAAGUAGCUCAAGUCGUUUUUUUCCGAAAUGGCAAGUCUUGCUUCCAAGGACUCCUAUGUACAAAUGUUAGCCAGUAAAGUGUGUGCUCAACCGAGUAGAGAACCAAGGAAUAGUCCAUUUGUACCUUUUCGAAGUGGGGGUGAUGCUGGUCCUCCUAAGAAGAAGAACAGAGGCAAACAGAAAAACACUCAAGGAAAGCACGUCAAUAUGAACAAGACACAGCACCAGAAGCCACCACUGAUUCCCUUUCAAAAGGCAAAAACAAGCACAGUGAAGAAUGGAUUUGGGACUAAGGAACAGAAUGUCCCUGAACCUAAAGUUCAUAAUGGCAUGAACAGGACACAAAAGAAGCCUGAAGGUGGAACUACAGGGGCAACAUUCUCAACUGUAGAUAUUCUACGACAGAGGCUCCAUGAGAAGAUUGAGGAGUCAAGAGGCCAGGGAGCAGCUAAAGAUCCAUCUUCAGAAGCUGUUCAGGCCAAGCGAACCAAGCGGAAGUUGGAGAGAGAACGGAAGAAGAGGAAAAGGAAGGGGUUUCUGAUGAAAAAGCUGGCAGAGAAAGCUGGAGAAGAACUUGCUCAGGAGAUCAAACAGGAAGACACCCCUGUGGUCACUGCUCCAGUAACUGGCAAGAGGGAUGAGACUGCCAUCGUUUUUAACAAGGUGGAAAUGGUAGAGGAGGUCUUUGUGAGUAAGGAGCAGAAGAAAAAGGACAAGAAGAAGAGCGUGAAGGGCAACCUGACGCCUCUUACCGGGAAAAACUACAAGCAGCUUCUGGGCCGUGUGGAAGCACGCAAGGCCAAGCUGGAGCACCUAAGAGAGACAAAUGAGAAGAAGGCCAAAGUGCUGGAGGAGAAGAUGAAAUGGACCAACGUUCUGUACAAGGCAGAGGGCCUCAAGAUCAAAGAUGACGAGAACCUCCUUAGGACCUCCCUGAAGAGGAAGGAGAAGAUGCGCUCUCAGAGGAAGAUCAAAUGGACAGAGCGUAGUGAGACAGUUGUACAGAAGAUGCAGCACAGGCAGGACAAGAGACGAAGGAACAUCCUGAAGAGAAAGAAGGGUAACGUGGAGAAAAAGAAGGAGAGAGCACGAAAGAAGGGCAGAGUGCUGCCACAGGAUCUGAAGAAGGCUGCCUUGUAAAGAAAGGAUGGGUAUAGGGCAAGUUAGGAUUAUGUAAAACAGACUGUAAAUUGUGGAUAUUAUAGUCUGGUACCUAGACUGUAGGUGUGAUUCAUAAUGUCACUGUAUCGAAUAAAAUG